Molecule: messenger RNA, 1305 nt
Organism: Penicillium canescens
Lineage: Eukaryota; Fungi; Ascomycota; Eurotiomycetes; Eurotiales; Aspergillaceae
Exons: 8
Coding region: 1-1305 (434 amino acids)
Biological process (GO): DNA synthesis involved in UV-damage excision repair; DNA replication; nucleotide-excision repair, DNA gap filling
Cellular component (GO): delta DNA polymerase complex; nucleus
Molecular function (GO): DNA-directed DNA polymerase activity
Source: RefSeq, a predicted model, not a curated record
AUGGACUCCAAGCUGUAUCUGGCUGAGAACGUGCUCAAUGAGCGACAUGCUGUCACUUAUCGCUCACUGAGCCGCGCGCUAAAGGUGCCCGCCAAUCGAGCCAAACAGGUUCUCUUUGAAUUCCAUCGCAAUGAGAACGCGAAGAAGCCACAGACCGUCCACGCAACCUACGUCAUCUCCGGUAUCCAGAAAGCACCAGAGCCAACUCCUACGAAUGGCCAUGCCAAAGACGAGGAUGAGAUUAUGCAGAGCAGCCCUGACUUGCCCAGCUCGAUGCCGAACCAGGAUGCAUCUUCAAACUCAACCCGCAUUGCGUCAAUCAUUUUAGCUCGUGAAGAAGACCUGGAAGAUGCGAAAUCAACUUUCCAGUCGAUAUCUACAAUCCAUGUCUACAGCAUUGAACCCACACCUCUCCCUGAUUUGAACGUGUUGGUCGAUGUCAGUCGCGAGAUUGCGAUAAAGUAUGCGCAGGAAGAUCCAUUGGAGUGUGGAAAGCAAUGGGGCAUGGUCCAGAACCGAAAUGUUAAGCGGAGAACUGGCACGCGCCCACCUCCACCUCCAGCAGCUAAGGCUCAGGCGCCAGCUGCUAAGGAACCAAGGCCUUCUAUCGAGUCGACAGUACCUGCCAAACGGCCAUUGCUGAAGGAAGUCAAUCCGGCAAAGACUGAAACAAAGACCGAUGAUCCGAGCUCUCAGCCAUCCACUUCCGCAAACUCCCAGUCAUCUUCGAAGUCCGCUGCCAAAGCUGCGCCUGCCAAAAAGGGCAGCUUGUUCAGCUCGUUCGCUAAGUCGAAGCCAAAACAAAAGACAGCUGCCCCUGCAGAACUAAGCACGGAGGAUGUUGUGCUUGAUGAUGCUUCCGAAGAAGAACCAGAAGAACUGUUCCCUGAUAGCGGCGACAAGGCAGCAGCUGCAAACCGCGAAAGCAGAAAAGAACGCGAAGAAAAGCUAAAGAAAAUGAUGGACGAUGACGAAGCUGACGACGAAGAAAUGCCCGAUGCUGACGAGGACCCAUCUCGGGAACCUACACCUAUCGAGCAACCACCGCCAUCCAAGCCAGUUGAACUUAAAGAAGAAGUAACCGUGCAAGGCGGGCGGCGGCGAGGCAAGCGACAGGUCAUGAAGAAGAAGACGGUCAAGGACGAGGAAGGAUACCUAGUGACUCGGGAAGAAGCGUCGUGGGAGUCAUUCUCCGAAGAUGAGCCAGCCCCUAAGAAGAAGCCAGCAGUCAAUGUCCCCAAGGGUAAGGCCGGUAAAGCUGGCCAGGGUCAAGGUAAUAUCAUGUCUUUCUUUGGGAAGAAAUGA